AUGGCCAACAACCAGCUAAUACUGGUUCUCUUCUAUGGGGAACUGUGGAAAUCACUUUCUACAGCAAUACCUCAAAACGUUUCCACAAAUAAAAGAAACGCAUACACCGGUAUCAGGAGUCCCAGAGCAGACAAAGCUCCUCCAUAUCCACUGCAAGCAACUGGGCUCCGUCCACACAAAUCUGGAAGAGCACUGACUGUUACAACACCGCCUCAGUUCCCCAAAGCAUACGCAGAACCCAGUGAUGGAAGCUGGAUAGCAGCACUGCUAAUUGGCAUCAUUUUGAUUAGUAUGAUAAUGGCUAUUAUUAUAAUUCUUCUCUGGAAAUGCUGCAAGAGACCAGUUCUAGUAGAUUCAAAUUGGGCAGGUCGUUCUCCAUUUGCGGAUGGAGACACACCAGAUGUCUUCAUGGACUCUGACCAGGCUACCAAACGCUCAUCAGUGUUAUUUAUGUUGCCUUGGAAAUGGAAACAAGACACAAACUCACAGCAGGAUCCCGCUGCAUCAGAGAAACCCUCCCGCUGCUCCUCCAGCAACGAGAACAGCCAGGCAGCUCCACCAGCCGCAGACUGCUCCGUAGCCGGCGUUGCCAACAUGGAUCCACCUCCACCCCCCCCCAUUUCCAACACGGAUGGGUUUCCAGCUCUCCCCAUUGCCAACACAGAUGGGUCUCCCGCCCCCCCCGACGAAGCAGCAAGCCCUGCACGCGACUCCUGUCCUCACCCAACGGCUUCACCCGACUUCCCGGAUCUGCCCCCUCCACCCGACUGGCUCAGGGAACCGGCUGAGGACAACAGUUCGGAUCACAGCAAGUCCCAGGGAUUUCCCUCAGAGACAGAGGAACAGUUGCCCCCACCACCCGAGUCGCUUAUUCAAGAGAUCCACGCACCGCUGCCCCAGCAGCCGCAGCCAGGAGACCCUCUGUAG
Messenger RNA from Charadrius vociferus (killdeer), 927 nucleotides. It is a transcript of the gene EVI2B, whose product is annotated as ecotropic viral integration site 2B. The record is from RefSeq and is a predicted model, not a curated record. The transcript has a single exon. NCBI's taxonomy places the organism in Eukaryota, Metazoa, Chordata, Aves, Charadriiformes, Charadriidae. Gene Ontology annotation, biological process: positive regulation of neutrophil differentiation; regulation of stem cell division. The coding region runs from base 1 to 927 and encodes 308 amino acids.